Knipowitschia caucasica is the source of this 1641-nucleotide messenger RNA. The record is from the annotation of a GenBank genome assembly. NCBI's taxonomy places the organism in Eukaryota, Metazoa, Chordata, Actinopteri, Gobiiformes, Gobiidae.
AUGCCCACAUGGUCCAUGUUCUCGGUGGUUGAGCAGAGUUGGUGUGAGGGUUUCGAGGCGGCUGCCCCCUCCCUUCCUUCAGCAGCCCCCUCCCUUCAGCAGCCCCCUCCCUUCAGCAGCCCCCUCCCUUCAGCAGCCCCCUCCUUCACCCCCCUCCCUUCAGCAGCCCCCUCCCUUCAGCAGCCCCCUCCUUCAGCCCCUCCCUUCACCAGCCCCCUCCCUUCAGCAGCCCCCUCCCUUCAGCAGCCCCUCCUUCAGCACCCCUCCCUUCACCAGCCCCCUCCCUUCAGCAGCCCCCUCCCUUCACCAGCCCCCUCCUUCAGCAGCCCCUCCCUUCAGCAGCCCCCUCCCUUCACCAGCCCUCCCUUCACCAGCCCCCUCCCUUCAGCAGCCCCCUCCCUUCACCAGCCCCCUCCCUUCAGCAGCCCCUCCCUUCAGCAGCCCCUCCCUUCACCAGCCCCCUCCCUUCACCAGCCCCCUCCCUUCACCAGCCCCCCUCCAGCCCCCUCCUUCAGCAGCCCCUCCCUUCAGCAGCCCCCUCCCUUCACCAGCCCCCUCCCUUCAGCAGCCCCCCUCCCUUCACCAGCCCCUCCCUUCAGCAGCCCCUCCCUUCAGCAGCCCCUCCCUUCAGCAGCCCCCUCCCUUCACCAGCCCCCCUCCCUUCACCAGCCCCCUCCCUUCAGCCCCUCCCUUCAGCCCCCUCCCUUCACCAGCCCCCUCCCUUCACCAGCCCCCUCCCUUCACCAGCCCCCUCCCUUCAGCAGCCCCCUCCCUUCAGCAGCCCCCUCCCUUCACCAGCCCCCUCCCUUCACCAGCCCCCUCCCUUCACCAGCCCCUCCCUUCAGCAGCCCCCUCCCUUCACCAGCCCCCUCCCUUCAGCAGCCCCUCCCUUCACCAGCCCCCCCUCCCUUCACCAGCCCCCUCCCUUCACCAGCCCCCUCCCUUCACCAGCCCCCUCCCUUCAGCAGCCCCCUCCCUUCAGCAGCCCCCUCCCUUCACCAGCCCCCUCCCUUCCAGCCCCCUCCUUCACCAGCCCCCUCCCUUCAGCAGCCCCUCCUUCAGCAGCCCCUCCCUUCAGCAGCCCCCUCCCUUCACCAGCCCCCUCCCUUCAGCAGCCCCUCCCUUCACCAGCCCCUCCCUUCAGCAGCCCCUCCCUUCACCAGCCCCCUCCCUUCAGCAGCCCCCUCCCUUCACCAGCCCCCUCCCUUCAGCAGCCCCUCCCUUCACCAGCCCCCUCCCUUCAGCAGCCCCCUCCCUUCAGCAGCCCCCUCCCUUCAGCAGCCCCCUCCCUUCACCAGCCCCCUCCCUUCAGCAGCCCCCUCCCUUCAGCAGCCCCCUCCCUUCACCAGCCCCUCCCUUCAGCAGCCCCCUCCCUUCACCAGCCCCCUCCCUUCACCAGCCCCUCCCUUCAGCAGCCCCCUCCCUUCACCAGCCCCUCCCUUCACCAGCCCCCUCCCUUCACCAGCCCCCUCCCUUCACCAGCCCCCUCCCUUCUCCACCCAUUCACCCACACCCGACUCAUACAAGGCAGUGUGGGAGAAAAGACACACAACAGCUGGGGGCUCCCAUCAUGCCACUGGCCAGGGCUUGCACUUCUUAGCUCUGAGACCAGGCGUUGACAAGAGUAUCGUCAUAUUGUAA